Messenger RNA from Lates calcarifer (barramundi perch), 1822 nucleotides. RefSeq lists its product as uncharacterized. The record is from RefSeq and is a predicted model, not a curated record. NCBI's taxonomy places the organism in Eukaryota, Metazoa, Chordata, Actinopteri, Centropomidae. The coding region runs from base 181 to 900 and encodes 239 amino acids. The transcript has 4 exons.
UGACAAUAAAGGUGAACUCCACCUAUCUGGUACGCUGACAUGAUGAGACAGGAAUGCAGCUGUGCGAGACUCGACUUAUUAAUUACAGCGCAUCUUCUCUACACUGACAGAAGGAGCAGCUGUUGACUGCUGUCCAGACCAGUGUAUCGUAAGAGAGUCACCGACGCCACCGACGCAGAAAUGUGGGGCAGCAGUUCAGACAGCCACCCCUCAGGCUACGACCUGGGCCCCAAGCCAGGGGACCAGGGGAGCCACGGGCCUGGAGGUGGGAGUGGAAGAGACGGUCGCUCUGGACGAGAUGACCGCCAUGGAGGAGACCGCCCAGAGAUGAUCGCCAUGGAGAUGAUCUCCAUGGAGGAGACCGUCAUGGAGAUGAUCGCCAUGGAGAUGAUCGCCAUGGAGGAGACCGCCCCAGAGAUGAUCAUGAGGACAGCCACAGGAGAUCCAGCCCCGACCGUGACAGGGACCGCCACAGGGAUAGACACAGCCCUGACUGCCACGGAGACAACGACAAGGAACGCGACCACAGCCCUCGUCGUCAUCGUCGGGGCAGCGGUGGUGGGAGCCCCAGACACGGUAGCAGUGGUAGCAGCAACAGCGGCAGCGAUGAUGAGCACAGGGGCCACGGAAAACAUGGACGCAAACACAAGCACGGGGGCCACGGGCGCGGUCGUGGUCGUGGUCGUGGUUGUGGUCAUGGUCGUGGAGGAUGGCAGCAGACUCACUGACCUGCAGAGACUUGACCUGCCUCUGAAAGAAAGAUUAAAACAUGUAGAACUGGAUCGUUUUCUGCCAUGUACUCAAACUAAACCCACUGUUAGUACAGUAUCACUGUUCUGUUUCCCCCCUGGAGCAGCUGUGGUUGUUUGCUGUGUGAAUGAAACUGCCUGCAGCCUUUGAAUGUCUGCCAAACAACCGUCAUGGCUGCUGGAAUCCAAAAUGAAAAAACUGCGAUACAGCUAAAGGAUAACUCUGGUAUUUUUUAAUUGAGCCUUGUUUUUCCGUGUUUUUGGGUGUAAAUGAUUGAUAGGGACAAACAUCUGUGAAUCUUGAGCAUUACUGAGUAAGAACGGUGCACCAGGCCACUGAUGGGCAACUUUACACGUCAUGUACGUCCACUUAAGUGCUUGUUUUGCCACUGACAGACUCAGAUUGUUGAUUUAAGUGUCUGACAAUAGGAUUCCUACAGAUAUAGUGCUUUUUAUUAAAGAGUAAGAUCCCUUUUGUUCAACCAGAAACAUCACCGCACAUCACUGUACCAGACUCCAUUGACAAAACAGGGAUUUAACCAGGAGCUGCUGGAAUACCACUGCCUCCAUCUGUUAGUGUGUCUGUGUUACUGUGGGACUUUCAGUGGUGGAAAGUUUCUGAUUGACUUCUUCAUCCACUGAAAAUCACACAGUAAUAAAAACACACUAACAGAUGGAGGCAGCGGUUUUCCAGCAGCUCCCAGUAAAACGUUUCUCAAUGGAGUCUGGUAGAGAUAUAUAGAGAUGUUUCUGGAUCUUCCUCUUUAAUAAAAAGCUCUGUCUCUGUAGGAAUCCUGUUCAUAAUGUUGUCGGACACUGAGAAGAACAAUCUGAGUCUGUCAAUGAUAGAAAACAAGAACUUUAGUGGACGUAUUUCGACGUGGAAAACUGCACCAAUUCCAGAGGUUUUUGUCCCGAUUAAUCACUGACACCCAAAACCAUGGGGAGAUAAGGCCCAGGUUCCAGAGUGCUGGAGGUACAUAUUGUCCUGCACAGUGUGGGCAGCAGAAAAGUAAACAUGCUAAUGCUGUACUUCUGUGCUUAUCUGAAAUAAAAUGUUCUGAAAGCAUAAA